Nerophis lumbriciformis (worm pipefish) is the source of this 1605-nucleotide messenger RNA. The record is from RefSeq and is a predicted model, not a curated record. NCBI's taxonomy places the organism in Eukaryota, Metazoa, Chordata, Actinopteri, Syngnathiformes, Syngnathidae.
AUGGCCAAAAACGAUCUUGUUGCCUGGCAGUGGCUGCCACUGAUGGCCAUAGAAGUUCACUGCCACCAAAUGGAUUGGGCCUCUGCACCUCUUUCAGUCACUGAGGUCCAGGACAACGACAAGGAAGGAUUGCAAGUCAGCCUGCUUCAUUUGAACGAGAAGUCAUUUCUAUCAAGUCUUCACUCCUUCAUGAAGGAAAGGGGCACUCCCAUUGAAAGGAUCCCACAUUUGGGCUUCAAGCAGAUUGACCUUUGGAUGAUCUUCAAGGCAGUUGAAAAAUUGGGUGGAUACAAUUCAGUGACAACACGCCGCCUGUGGAAGAAAGUGUACGAUGAACUGGGAGGGAGUCCCGGAAGCACCAGUGCUGCAACUUGUACUCGCAGACACUACGAGAGGCUUGUGUUGCCCUACGAAAGACAUCUAAAAGGAGAAAAUGAUAAGCCUCUUCCUCUCAGCAAACCAAGGAAGCCUUAUAAGCGCACUUCAGAGGGGAAGAUGAACAAGGCGGAGUGGAAAGGGAAAAGGAGCAAGUCGGAGAAAGAUUCGGAGAGGCUGCUUUCAGGGGCUGAUAUUCAGAUUGAAGCAGCGAUGCUUCCUGGUUCCGCUCUCUGGUCUAGUACCACUGACAGGCAGCAGCCACAGGGGCCAACGGCUCCUGACCUAUAUGCAUAUUCUCACAUGCUGCAUAGCCCGGCAGUAACGCCUUGGCCAGUGAAAAUCUCCUCAGCUGUCGGAGAGGUCAUCUCUCCUCUGGAGAAAAAGAAGCGCGUCGCACAGGCGAGCCUCCGCGGUAGCUCUCAAGUUAAGGAGAGAGACAGGCCUUCUGUUAUUCGCCGCUCCGUCUCUCCGGCUUCCGGCAGCCACAAAUGCGACUCUUCUGAAAGCUCGCCUCGCCCUCUCUCUUCCUGCUCCAUCUCCUCCAGGAGCGCAUCCCCGGCCUCCAUCUCAUCAGAGGACGACAAUAACUCAGAACUGAACUCAGACUUAACGACCAACUGUUUCAACCAAAAUGGUAACACACCAAUGAGGGAAAUUUCAAAAGAACAAGCCGUGGAGUACAAAAACAGAGAUCAAGUCAACCUCUUAGAUGCUAAUAGGAAGCCCAAAGUUGCAUGCAAAGACCUCACACAUCCUGUUCAUUCUUCUACCAAAUUUAAAUCUGACUGUGUCCCAACAUCUUCCUCUGGUUUCGUCAAAGUUCCUACAAAAUCUGCACAGCUUUUGCGGCCCGCUCCAAUCCGGCCAGGUCACAGGAUCCAAUAUUUGACGCAUAACAGCAAAUCUUUCAAAGAUCCCCCUUCGCACCCAUCACCUUGGGAAACAUUAAGGUCCCUGCCAGCAAAGUUUCCUCCCACCCAGCAGAGGCCAAGCCACGAGCAAUCGUAUAACCUUUCAGGUAGAGACUCUCAUCUACGGAGCAUGUCGCAGCAACAGGUGCUCCUCCCCAGAAUGAGAAUACCACAAUCUCAGCUAACGUAUCACCAUUUUCCUUUCAGUACAGUUCACUCUGCGCUUGUCUACCCAAACCCUUACUCCGUCCCUAUGUGGGGUCCUGCAUACACAAUCCCCACUGUAAGCACGUUUUAUACUCCAGACAAACUGUGA